CAUAGGUCGCCAAGGCUGCGCAGGAUCUAGAGACCACUGUGCUACCGGCUACGGGUCGACAUUGCAGUGUAAGGAUUCACGGUGGGAACUACUGCACGUAGUAGCACUCAAAUACAUCACGGCGUCUAGAAAAUAGUCCUAACAGUUGGCCGAUCCAAAUAACCACGCCUUUCCCGGUUGGACGAUCCCCAAGGCGCGGUCUAGGGGCUCGGCGAAUGAGGCCGCCAAGAACGGAGCCGGUAGAGGGUAGACUACCACCUAACGUACUCAGUAGACCACCUUCCAGCAUGCUUCCCUGCCAUUCUCGCUUUUGCCGGCCUAUACGGGAAUGAGGGGCAUGAAGUCAGAGUAGUCGGUGGGACGCAGGCAGACGCCUGAGAUCAUUAAAACGCCACACCCUGCCUCUGCGAAAACCCGGCGAGGAAAGGCUUUGCACGAUAGGUAGGACAAACCACACACGUUCGGGGGGGUGCCAAAGCGACUUGCUCUCUUCACUACCUUUGUCGGGUGCUCGAGGUUAAAUAGCGCUCACGUCUCCCAGCCUUUCGAACCUGUCAGAAACAUCCACUACCCACGAGGCCUGUGCGACAAUGUCAUCGUAUACGAUACCGCUGUUUAUCAACGGCGACGAGAGGCUCGCUAAAGAUGCCUUCGACGUCACAUCGCCCGACACCGGCAAGGUUGUCUGCAGAUGUAGCAUAGCGACAGAGGCGGAUAGCGAGGCAGCCGUCGAGGCAGCCGCAGUCGCCAGUUCCCAGUGGCGCAAUUCGCUUCACGCUAAGCGUCGGGACAUCUUUCUCAAGGCUGCCGAGGUCAUGAGCAGCAGGCGACAGGAGAUGGGUCAGUACCUGGUAGACGAAUUGGGCGCGCAACGUGGCUGGGCCGACUUCAACAUCGACCUCGCCAUCGACAUGUUCAAAGAUGUAGCAGGGAGGGUAGUAACACUGGAUGGUACACUCCCAGUGAGCUCCGACCCAAGCCUCACGGCCAUGGUUGUGAAAGAACCUUAUGGCGUCGUCUUAGCAGUGGCGCCCUGGAACGCGCCGUACAUUUUGGGAACUCGCGCGGUUCUCUUGCCCAUCGCAGCCGGCUGCACGGUCGUGUUUAAGGGCUCUGAGCUGUCUCCUCGAUCCCAUCAAGCGAUCGUGUCUGUGUUAACCGAAGCUGGUCUCCCCAGCGGGGUAUUGAAUUACAUAGUAACUACCCCGGCCAACGCACCUUCGAUGACGGAAUCUCUCAUCGCAAAUCCGAAUGUCAAGAAGAUCAACUUCACCGGGAGCACUGCUGUAGGCAGGAUCAUCGGCAAACUGGCCGGCCAAAACCUGAAGCCCGUCGUGCUGGAGCUCGGUGGCAAAGCGCCGGCUAUCGUAUGGGAGGACGCGAACUUGGAUCUCGCCGCUCAGCAAUGCGUUCUAGGAGCAUUCAUCUUUGGCGGACAGGUCUGUAUGAGCACGGAGAGGAUCGUCGUGCAUAAGAAGGUCAGCGAGGCAUUCCAGAAGAAGCUGGCCGAAGCGGUCGAACAGAUAUUCCCCUCGAAAGGCGACGCGCUCGUUCUCAUCAACGCCCAAAGCGUCGACAAAUCUAAGAGGCUCAUCAAGGACGCGAUUAGCAAAGGCGCAACGUUGCUCAACGGGAACGUGGAUGCCGUAGAGAGCUCGAAGACGAGGAUGCGGCCACUAGUGGUGACCAAGGUAACGCCCGAAAUGGAUCUGUACAAGCAAGAAAGCUUUGGCCCGUCGGUGAGCGUCAUCGAGGUAGAGACGGAAGAAGAGGCGCUGCGAAUAGCCAACGACACCGAAUACGGCCUCAGCUCUGCCGUCUUCACCGAGGAUCUGAGAAUCGGCCUGCGUUUCGCCAGAGCUAUCGAGACCGGCGCGGUACACAUCAACCACAUGACCGUCCACGACGAAAUGACACACCCGCACGGAGGGGCUAAAGCGAGCGGAUAUGGUCGGUUCAAUACUCAGUCCGGGUUGGAGGAAUGGGUCAGGACCAAGAAUAUCACCUGGAAGAGUUGA
Molecule: messenger RNA, 2018 nt
Organism: Durotheca rogersii
Lineage: Eukaryota; Fungi; Ascomycota; Sordariomycetes; Xylariales; Xylariaceae
Product: aldehyde dehydrogenase
Exons: 2
Coding region: 591-2018 (475 amino acids)
Molecular function (GO): succinate-semialdehyde dehydrogenase (NAD+) activity
Source: RefSeq, a predicted model, not a curated record